Gekko japonicus is the source of this 1447-nucleotide messenger RNA. It is a transcript of the gene DNAJC12, whose product is annotated as DnaJ heat shock protein family (Hsp40) member C12. Gene Ontology annotation, cellular component: cytoplasm. The record is from RefSeq and is a predicted model, not a curated record. The coding region runs from base 95 to 613 and encodes 172 amino acids. Lineage: Eukaryota; Metazoa; Chordata; Lepidosauria; Squamata; Gekkonidae. The transcript has 5 exons.
UCCGUAGAAUUACUUUCAAGGAUUAAGAAGACCUCUACGGACUGUCGUGUCCUGCUCAUUAGAAAGAGGGAAAGUGCCUGCCAGACGGAAACAAAUGGAUGCAAUUUUGAACUUCAGACCUGAAGACAUGGAAGAUUAUUACAGUUUGCUAGGAUGUGAUGAAUUGUCCACAGUUGAACAAAUCAUUUCUGAGUUCAAAGUCCGAGCCCUUGAAUGUCAUCCUGACAAGCAUCCUGAAAACCCUGAAGCUGAGACUCCUUUAGGCUAUUCUGUACCAUGGCCUGAUCCUCUUGUUAAGGUUGGGGACUCCAUCAAAACGUCCAUGCACUGGGCUGUCAGAGGUAAAAAAGAGCCAAUGCUAGAAGCUCCAGAUUUAAAUCUCAAUCACAAGAAGACAAAUGAGUGCCUCCAGGAGGUGGGAGAUAACAAUGGCAGACUAUUGGAAGACCAAAGUGGGCCAAGAGAUUUUGAUCCCUCUGAUGGAAAGCUGCUGUUGCCAAAAAGCCCUGAUUUCCCGGGAUUCUCGGAUCCCAAUGGCUGGCACUUGCGUUUCCGUUGGUCUGGUGACACCCCAUCCGAACUUUUGCGGAAGUUCAGGAACUAUGAAAUAUGAAGCAGAAGACCAAAUAUGUGUGGAAGAAUCUUGUAUUCCUGAGAUCAGUAUUUGUGCACACACAUUUGAUUCAUAAAGGAUUGCCCGUCGUGUCCGUGUACCUAUGGACUUUGUUUUAAUGAUGUGGCUCUGUAACAUUGCUGUUGCCAUUUCCCAUACAAAAAUCCUGAGUUUUUGAAUGGCGGGCAGGCUCUUUAGCUUUAUUAACUGUUAUUGUAAGUAAUAUAUCAAUUGCAGCUCGUCACUUUCCCCAGAGUUCUUUCUUAUAAUGUAUAUGUGACAGUUUCCUAUGACUGUUGAACAGUUGGGGGAAAGCGCCUGUGGCCUUUAUUUCCUGUGAUAUGUCUGUCUGUGACCUUCAGUCCUCCAUCUCAAAAACUCUACCGCAUACACAGUGCAAUCCUAGGCAGAGUUGCUCCAGCCCAUAGAAAUCAGCGGUCUUAGCUUGGAGAAACUCUGCAUCAGGCUGCACUGACCAGCUGCACAGCAGUCUUCAGUUCUCUGAAAUGACUCCUCAUGUAGUUGCUAGCUGUCUGUGAACCCUGCUACCUCUUUCCUUCAACUCCUCUUCAAAAGCGACCUUUUCUGGCAAGCCUUGGGCCUAGCCUCUCACUCGUAUGGCCGACUAAAAUUAAGUCUAAAUGGAUUGGCUCCUCCAACCAGCUUUUGGGGAAGGAGGCGUUCCCUUCUGUGUCAAAAAAGGCUGUGCUUGGGUUUAAGGGGCCUACGUGGACAAAUGCCAUUGGGGAUGGAGGCUGUAGUCCUUUGGAAUGGAUUGGGUGGGACUGAAUGAAGAAACUGGCUGGAUUCAACCAUGUGUGUGUAACCAUUAUA